Messenger RNA from Acanthosepion pharaonis, 786 nucleotides. NCBI's taxonomy places the organism in Eukaryota, Metazoa, Mollusca, Cephalopoda, Sepiida, Sepiidae. The record is from the annotation of a GenBank genome assembly.
AUGCAUUUCAACGAAUGGAAACCAUGCCGAAGUCUGCCAGUAGACAAAGGAUGGGCCUGGGUCGUACUCAUGGCCAGUUCAGUCAUCUUGAUAAUUGUCCAAGGAAGUCUCCGAACUUUCGGUCUUUUUAUAGUGGAGCUUCAACGAAAUUUUGAAACUUCAUCUACGACAAUAUCGAUUGUGUUGGCAGCAGAGUCGAUAUCGAAUUGCCUUUCAUCAUUUUUAGCCAUGAACUGUUUAUCGAAUAUUCUGUCUUCUCGUACGCUUAUCAUUAUCGGAUCUCUUCUUUCUGCUUUGUGUUUUAUUCUUGAUUCCGUGGCCAGCACAGCAUUGAUGUUGCCCUUUUUCCACUUACUGAGCGGUGCUGGCAUUGCAUUUAGUUAUGGUCCGUGUUUGGUGAACAUUAGUCAUUACUUCAAAAGGUAUCGUGGAACAGCCAACGCCCUUGUGUCUUGUGGGUCAAGCAUUGGCCAGUUUUUAUUCUCGCCUCUAAGAAUAUUUCUUAUAACUCAGUAUGGCGUUAAUGGAGCACUGCUCGUGAACUCUGCUCUCUUCUUGCAGUACUUUAUCGGCGAACACAGACUUUCUCAAGGUCUUGGGUUGAUGUACUUAUUCACUGGCCUACUAGCGUCUUUGUAUUACCCAUUUUUCGGUUACAUCCGGGACUUAACAGAAUCCUAUGAUGUAGGAUAUGUAAUAAACAGCGUUGCUCUGAUUGUCAGUGGAGUUCUGUUCCUGUCUGAAGCUUGUGUAAAAUAUAAAAAAUCACCCGGGAGUGAUAACUAA